This is a messenger RNA of Microstroma glucosiphilum, 2051 nucleotides long. Its product is annotated as DnaJ-domain-containing protein. The record is from RefSeq and is a predicted model, not a curated record. Gene Ontology annotation, cellular component: cytosol. Gene Ontology annotation, biological process: protein import into peroxisome matrix. The transcript is spliced from 2 exons. Bases 19 to 1563 code for a protein of 514 amino acids. NCBI's taxonomy places the organism in Eukaryota, Fungi, Basidiomycota, Exobasidiomycetes, Microstromatales, Microstromataceae.
CACCACUCCUCCCCAAUCAUGGCCACCUCAGCACCUCCCCCUGCCGCUGAUGCCACUGCCACCACACCCGCCGAUGCCGCCGCCGCCCCCUCCAAGCCUCGCGACCAGGGCAGGGAUGGCAAAGUAGCAGACAUGGAGUACUACGACCUCCUCAAGGUCCCCGCAUCCGCCACUGACAUCGAACUCAAAAAGGCUUACCGCAAAGCAGCCAUCGUUAACCACCCAGACAAGGGAGGUGAUGAGGAGACGUUCAAGCUCAUUGGUGAAGCGUAUAGGGUGCUCAGCGAUAACAAUCUCAGGGGAGAGUACGACCGGUAUGGAAAGAAGAAGCCUACAGAUGAGGUUGGACUCAAGGAGGCAACGGACAUGUUCGGAUCCCUCUUUGGUGGAGAGCGCUUCGUAGACUACAUUGGUGAAAUCUCCCUCAUCAAGGACUUUGGAAAGGCCAGCGAGAUUAUGAUGAGCGAAGAGGAAAAGGCAGAGAUGGAGCAGCAGCUCAAGGAUGAGCAUGCAAAGACCCAUGCCGGUAGUGACGGAGGCGUGGCAGCUCAGGCACCAGCCACUGCAACUACUGAGCCCGGAGCCACUGCUACCCCCGCGCCUGACGCUGCUGGAGCGACGGCAGCUGGAGCAAAGCCCGACGCUACGACUGCUGGUCCAUCUGGCUCGCAUCUCCAAGCUCACGAUGGCAAGGCAGGCAAGGCGGCCGCAUCUGGUUCCAAAGCCAACAAGGUCACCCCGGAACAGCGUGCGAAGCUGGAAGAGUUUGAAAAGGAAAAGGAGAUUGCAGAGGAGAAGCGCAUCAAGGAUCUCACCGAGAAGCUAAAGGACCGUAUCCGUCCCUUCUGCUCUGCCAAGAACCCGGGAGACAAGGACGAUUCGGAAACGCAGCUCUUUGAGAAGAAGAUGAGGCAGGAGGCAGAGGACCUCAAGCUCGAGUCCUUCGGAGUUGAGUUGCUUCACGUGAUUGGAUCCAUCUACCUCACAAAGUCUACCACCUGGAUCAAGUCGCAACGUCACCACUUCCUUGGCCUGCCGGGCUUCUUCUCCAAGCUCAAGGAGAAGUCGGGCAUGGUCAAGGAGACGUGGAACCUGCUGGGUUCAGCAGUGAGCGUUCAGAUGAGCAUGGAGGAUCUUGCCAAGAGGCAGGAGAAGGGUGAGAUUCCCGAAGACGAGCUCAAGCAGCUCGAGAUGGAGAUGAGCGGAAAGAUGCUGCUUGCCACCUGGAGGGGAACAAGGUGGGAGGUGACUGGCGUGCUCAGGAAAGUCUGCGAUAAUCUCCUCAACGAAAAGGGAGUAGACAACAAGACGCUCCUCAAUAGAGCGAGGGCAUUGGCACUGCUGGGAAGCAUCUACAAGCAAGUUACACCGGACGAAUCGGAUGAAGAGAGACGUGAACUGGAACGUCUGGUGGCGGAAGCGGCAGGGAAGAAGAAGAACAAGGACAAGAAUGCUCCUGUGCAUGGAGCUACUGCAAAGAAGUCUACAGCAGCACCGGGCGCUGCAGCAGGUGGUAGCGGUACGGCCACACCUGCCAGUGCUGAUGCAAAGAAGGCGGCUUGAGCGCAGGCUUUCACUGCCUCUGUCUCCAUAUGACUCGGCGCGCCUGCACGACAGCAGUCACGCACGAGCUCACCUUCAAGCUCACCUUCAAACCUGUUUAUGCUUCCACUUCCGGACGUGGUAGACUUGUUCCCCACCCCCUUGCCCUCGAGAACCCCUCGUCUUGCCCUGCUCGGCCUGACCAUCUGUCGCUAGAGACAGCACAGCACGUCUGUCUCCAUGCAUGCUUACUUGCCAUGCCAUGCCAUUCCCAUGCUACAUCUACAUCUACGUUCACUCCACUCUCUUCAAGCCGCUCACGCUACCCUCUCAUGCCACAAUUCAAGGCGAAGAUUGAAAGGGCACUCGUGUAUGACCCAAACCCAACCUCCACUUGACUCAUGUCUAUCCCCUCUUUCUCUCGCGCUUUGUCUAGUCCUGUCGUGUCGUGUCGUGUCUACUCUUGUCGUGUCGUGAAUAUAUCUUUGAUUCGGUCGCGCAUUUCUGGC